CAGAGUUUCUGAGGUUGUGCGAGUGUUAAAAGGGGAUUUCAUUGACUGGUUGCGGACAUACCAGCUGCGGUUUCUCUUUCAAAACGUUGGAAAAUGAACAGUUUGCACAGUGUACAAUAUCAAGUUGGUUUUAAAAUUUCCCGUUUUUGCUUUGAAGUCGAAUAGACUUUGCUGUUAAAGAUUGCCUUCCUGUGUUAUUAAGCCUCUGAAGAUAACAAACAAUUGAUAAAAAUUGACAGAUUAAGAAACCAUGGGAAAAUCGGAAGUCCAGUCUCUACCAAUACAUCGUCCUGAACCAAAUCUUAUUUGUGUACCGGCCCCUUGUAAAAUCUUACAAAAUAACUGUGUUAACGGUUUAGAGAAACUCGACUUGGGGGAAGAACUCGAAAACGUCGUUGAAGAGGAGGACAAAACUGUGGCAAUUCCAGAAGGUUACGAAAUAUAUAAACAUCAAAUGGCUGGACAUAUGGAUAAAGGUGAUAAUAUCGGGAUAUUGAAGGAAGAUGGAAUGAUAUUAAAACCAGUGAUAAAACCAGAAUGCGGCGAGAGGGAGAUCGCUUUUUAUCAAAACCUUUCCAAUUCAUUAGAUAAAACCAUUUUAGAGCUACGGAACUUCGUACCAAAAUAUUAUGGAACUAAAUGUUUAGCUGUGAACGGAAAAACGUACGAAUUCAUUGUUCUCGAAGAUCUGAUCAGAGACUUUAAAGAGCCUUGUGUAAUGGAUAUUAAAAUCGGCAGAAGGACUUGGGAUCCAACCUCCACAUAUGAAAAAAUUUGUUCGGAAGAGAGAAAAUAUCAAGACUGUAAACGAGAUCUAGGGUUCUGUAUCCCUGGUUUUCAAGUAUAUAAAUUAGCAAAUAGCCAAUUAGUUAAGUACGAUAAGGAAUUUGGAAAAGGUCUAAACAAAGACAGAGCUGAAGAUGCAAUUAAGACUUUCCUGAAUAUGGAUGGUAGCAGAGUAUGCCGAAGUCUGAUAGUUCAAUUUCUAGCCUCUCUAUGGCAGGUCCAAUACUGGGUAAGAAAUCAGCGACAAAUUCGGCUGUAUUCUUCGUCCAUUUUGCUUGUCUAUGAUGCUAGAAGACUUCGAGAGAAAAUGAAAUGCAACAAGAUGUCUUCGACUUUCAAACUGCAGAGGAAGGGUAGCCUCUAUCGUCCAUUAAGUUUGGCAGUUUUAAACAAAAGCAACGAAUGUGAUAGAGUUCCGACAGGUUUUAGUGGGCAAUUGACGAAAGAAGGUCCGAUCUUAAAACCACACAGGUCUUCUAGUAAAAUCGUCAACUUAGACGGGCCCAACUUCGUUUGCAAUAACACGUGGCACAAAUCUAUACAUUCUUUAAAAAGAACUCAUUCUUUCCAAAAUAAUUAUGAUAAGGACGUACAAAACAAAAAACAAGAUUAUACAUAUCUUUUAGACGAAUUGUGUACUGAUCAAAAAAGUGAAUGUUGGGCUUUUGCUAAGAUGAUCGAUUUUGCGCACGUUUUUCCUGCAGAAAAUUGUGAUAUAGAUAAGAAUUAUUUGGAUGGUAUAGACAAUUUAGUCCGCAUUUUUGAAGAACUUUUGAUAGAAAGCGAUUAGAUAGGUUUUAAAUAAUUUUUUGAGAUUUUUGUCAUCGUAACAGUCAUCACAUAUCAUGAUAUUUAUUAUAUUUUUUUGCUUCAUCAUUUUACCUUAAAACUUCCAUGAAAAUAAUGUAUCAUAUUUUUGUAACGUUUUAUUGAAAUGUCAAUAAAUAUUUCCAAAAAUUCA
Diabrotica balteata is the source of this 1747-nucleotide messenger RNA. Lineage: Eukaryota; Metazoa; Arthropoda; Insecta; Coleoptera; Chrysomelidae. The record is from the annotation of a GenBank genome assembly.